Molecule: messenger RNA, 1119 nt
Organism: Rotaria sp. Silwood2
Lineage: Eukaryota; Metazoa; Rotifera; Eurotatoria; Philodinida; Philodinidae
Source: the annotation of a GenBank genome assembly
AUGAUACUUUGGGCCCUAGUCUUUACUAUUCUGGUAGUUUACAAAUCUCUAGCUAAAGAAGUUUUUACAAUCCGUGUCGAACAGCCAACAGAAACAACAUAUGAACAACUCAUACGUUCUGUUAGUUUAUCGGUUCAGUGUCCUUGCGCACGUUUAUUCUUCACAUAUGAUGCCUUCGUACAAUUAGAAGCUCAAAUGCAUCAGAUUUGCACGAGUCAAUUCAUAGACGGUCCAUGGAUAGAGAGUAUAUUUGGCGAUGGUAAUUGGUCGCAUAUACCAACAAAUGAAUUUCGUAGUCGUGGUGUUGCUUAUUUUCUCGUCCAGCAAUCUCUUUGCACUUUAGCUCAACUUACAGUUAACAGCACCAUUCUGUUCUUACGUAGUAAAUAUAUAUUCAAUGGUCAAGUCAUUCCAAAAGAGCAAUUACUUUUGCAAAUCAAAACUGACAUUGAUACUACAAUAGAUUGGAACAUCCUUACAUUUGUUGCAAUAUUUCGCCUUGGCAGAGAAAUUAUUCAGAAAAACCAGUUGAUAAAUGUCUUCUCUUUAAACUGGGUAUAUUCGCUUGAAGGGAACAACCAAGUACCGUAUUAUCGCAUUCCGACUCGGCCAAUAUCUCAUGGACCCAACUGCUCCUGUGCAACAUCGUCAGCAUGCACGGAACCAGUUUUUAUUGGUAAUGAGAUAGUACCUGGCUUUACUCUGGGUUGUUCUCCAAUGGAAUCGCUUCUUCGAUCUACACUCACUUGUCUCUAUAAUCAGACAUGUUUAAAUUUGAUCAACAUUAGGAAUUUAUCAUUCAUUCAUCCACUUGAUGCUUCAUUACCGAGUCGAUUUAUGUUGAACAGUACAGUUGAAAACUUGACUGCAAAUGCAUUUGUGGAACAAUGGUUAUACAACAUAUCUUAUUCGACAUUUUACUCUACAUGUCAACCAUCGAUAUGCACUUAUUCGGUGUCUAAACGAAAAGAUCUGCUUGAAGUCAUUACAAUUAUAUUGGGACUUUACAGUGGGCUGACAUUAAUUCUUCGUUUAAUUGCUCCUUUACUCAUAUCAGCUUCUAAUCUAGUAUCCGUUUUAGUUUGGCGACGUAAUAACAUCGUAGUUCCAUUUACUUAA